Molecule: messenger RNA, 746 nt
Organism: Hyaloscypha bicolor E
Lineage: Eukaryota; Fungi; Ascomycota; Leotiomycetes; Helotiales; Hyaloscyphaceae
Product: mitochondrial ribosomal protein-like protein subunit L51
Exons: 3
Coding region: 22-435 (137 amino acids)
Biological process (GO): mitochondrial translation
Cellular component (GO): mitochondrial large ribosomal subunit
Molecular function (GO): structural constituent of ribosome
Source: RefSeq, a predicted model, not a curated record
UGUUGAAUAACAGCGCCCACGAUGACUGUGAGAGGUUUAAAGAAGGUGACUGUCUCCCAGAAUGGGGUGGGAGCUUUCAUCCUCCAAUGUCACAAACUCUCGUUUCAUUACUGUGACUGGGCCGGCAGCUCAAGGGGAAUGAACUCUUUCCUUCGCAAUUCUCUCCAGAGGUUCGCCGUUGCAAACCCUCAAAUCGAAAUCGAAGUCUCCCCACGCCCACGAAGACACCCAGUCAUCAUCGGACAUUACAUUGGUGGACGACAAAAGGCUAUAUGUGUGCGGAAUCUACAGAAGGAACAGAUAAUGCAGAAAGCGGAACUGCUACGGGAUGCUAGCGGAGAGAAGUUGAAGAGAGUGACAAAGCCAGUGAAGAGUAUCAACGAGAGUGUAAGAGGCGUAUGGAGUCCUUAUUAUGGCGGCGGCAUUACCGUAUGAGGGAGGACUAGAUGAAAUAGAUACGUGUAUCAUAUGUGUGUGCAUUGGCGACGGCGUUUUGGAGACUGACAGAAGUUUAUACUCCUGAGCUCUCUUGCUUGAGAAUAAGUCAGGGAAUUGCAGCCUCUUUGAAGCAGGAGUCUCUGCGUCUUUCUCGGCAAUACAAUGUAAAAGAUGUUGAGACCAGUCCCAGCAUUGCAGGAGAUAUCUACAGUGCUCGGCAAAACCCCGUAUCAGUGGAAAUAUCUCCUCUCUGACUGUUAGCGGGCAGUUUCUCUGCUCAACGCCCCAAUUGCAAUUUAUGUUCCUCG